Messenger RNA from Camellia sinensis, 1847 nucleotides. Lineage: Eukaryota; Viridiplantae; Streptophyta; Magnoliopsida; Ericales; Theaceae. The record is from RefSeq and is a predicted model, not a curated record.
CUCCCCAACUCCUCUGCUGCUACUUGCAUCAUUCUAUUACCACUUCACAUCUAGAGAGAGAGAGAGAGAGAGAGAGAGAGAGAAUGGGUUCUUGUGGUGUUAUCAAGAGCAGUUUCCUCACAUUGCUCCAUUCUCAAGAUGGGUAUUCAUCCUCUGCAACCAUGACUUCUCUUUUCAACAAGAAGCACAAGUUUGGUAGGGUGAGAGCAGCUACAGGGGACAAUAAUACAAGUGAUGAAUACAGCAACAUCAUAGUCAAGAGUGAUCAACAAACAAUACACAAUGGACACUUGACAACAAGAAGAACCCUCAAUUUCUCUGGGGAAAAGCCUUCCACUCCAAUCUUGGAUACCAUUAACUACCCAAUUCACAUGAAGAAUCUUUCUCUUGAGGAGCUUGAAAAGUUGGCUGAUGAACUCCGUGAAGAGAUAGUUUAUACGGUGUCUAAAACCGGCGGUCACCUGAGCUCAAGCCUAGGAGUGGCCGAGCUAACUGUUGCGCUUCACCAUGUUUUCAACACACCAGAAGAUAAAAUCAUUUGGGAUGUUGGACACCAGACAUAUCCGCAUAAGAUAUUGACUGGAAGGAGAUCGAGAAUGCAUACAAUUAGACAAACUUGUGGGCUUGCAGGUUUUCCCAAGAGGGAGGAGAGUGUUCAUGAUGCUUUUGGAGCUGGCCAUAGUUCUACUAGCAUUUCAGCUGGCUUAGGGAUGGCGGUUGGUAGAGACUUGGUAAGGAAGAACAAUCAUGUAAUUGCGGUAAUAGGUGAUGGAGCCAUGACUGCAGGACAAGCAUAUGAGGCUAUGAACAAUGCAGGCUAUCUUGACACAAACCUUAUAAUCAUCUUAAACGACAAUGCCCAAGUUUCUCUCCCCACAGCCACCGUGGACGGUCCUGCUUCGCCUGUCGGAGCUCUUAGCAAAGCCCUCACAAGAUUACAGUCAAGUAGAAAGUUCCGCCAACUUCGUGAAGCCGCAAAAGGCAUGACCAAGCAGCUGAUGGGAAGCCAAGGACAUGAAAUAGCAGCAAAAAUGGAUUCAUACAUGAGAGGGAUGGUGGGUGGUUCAGGAGCAAGCUUGUUUGAAGAACUUGGGUUGUACUAUAUUGGUCCUGUGGAUGGUCAUAAUGUGGAAGACUUGGUUCAUAUCUUGAAAGAUGUCAAGUCCCUCCCUGCACCUGGACCCGUUCUCAUCCAUAUUUUAACUGAGAAAGGCAAAGGCUAUGCUCCUGCUGAGGUUGCAGCUGACAAGAUGCAUGGUGUGGUGAAGUUUGAACCAAAGUCAGGGAAACAAUUGAAGACAAAAUCAAAGACAAAGUCAUACACCCAAUACUUUGCAGAGUCCUUAAUUGCUGAAGCUGAGAGAGAUGAGAAAAUAGUAGCAAUCCAUGCAGCAAUGGGGGGAGGAACUGGACUGAAUCUGUUCCAAAAACGUUUUCCAGAGAGAUGUUUCGACGUCGGGAUUGCGGAACAACAUGCUGUCACCUUUGCUGCUGGUCUUGCCACUGAAGGUCUCAAGCCUUUUUGCACUAUUUACUCUUCUUUUCUACAGAGAGGUUAUGAUCAGGUGGCUCAUGAUGUGGAUCUUCAAAAGCUUCCAGUGAGAUUUGCACUGGAUAGGGCUGGUCUUGUUGGUGCAGAUGGUCCUACACAUUGUGGGGCUUUUGACACAACUUUCAUGGCUUGUUUGCCUAACAUGGUGGUCAUGGCCCCUUCUUGUGAGACUGAGCUCAUGCACAUGGUUUCCACUGCUGCAGCCAUUGAUGAUAGGCCUAGCUGCUUUAGGUACCCUAGAGGGAAUGGGAUUGGCUCCAUUCUUCCACCAAACAACAAAGGCACCCCUCUUGAG